GCGUGGCACGCGUCGCCAGGACGCAUCGGCGGAUUAUGUCGCAGGUCAGUUCGCGGAUAAGGUGAAAGUGCCGGACACGUAUCUAAUCCUGAACAUGCUUGCUUUGCUCUUCAAAUACGGAUAAUUAAACUGUCAAUAUGGAAUAUAUGUAGGAGAGAGUUGCCGAAAUCGUACCUCAUCGAUCAUAAACUUCACCUAAUUUCUCUUCAAAAAUUUGGAAAAAGUUUGAAACACGCACAAAAUAAGAUGUAAUCUGAAAAUCUUUUUGUUUAUAUUGCUCACUGCUCACUUAUUAUCAUCGUUUAUGUUCAACAAUAAUUAAGAAAUUGAUGAGAUAUGCUUUCAGCAACUAUGCAUUCGACAUAUGUAUAUAUAUUUUAUAUCAAAAAUUGAAAUAUUCGCGCUUAAAGACUCCAAAAAAGUAAGGAUGUCCAGGAUUAGGUACGUUCCGAAUCAAAAUUUUGGUUCCACUUUCAUCCUCGAAAGUCCACUUAACGCUUGCUUUGAUACUAUGAAGCCUAAAUCAACUGCUUUUGAACCUACUUCACCCACUGACUUUGCCAAGAGGUCCUAUUUAGAACCUACAAGUGGCAUUUCAUGCGUUUUCUGCCAUUUAGAGGCGUCAAGUAGGACUUCAGUUUCCACGUGUAUUACACAUACACAGAUCUUUCAGAAUAAACAGAUGUUAGAAAGUUCAAAUCGAGAAAGUAGGGCUAAAAUUUCGACUUGAGCAGGCAUUGAUAUUUUUGUCUUGUUUGUGUGUAUUUUGGAGAUGAUUCGACGUCUCAUAAAGAAACACUCUAAAAGUGCUUUUUCAUUGUUUGUGUACAUGGUGUCGCACUACUUGCGACUAUUUCGCGGCCGGGAAAAGGUCGGGCGUUAAUAUUAAGAUCGCGAGACAAAUGUUUCUCCCCCGUCGGGAAAACUUGCUGCUGUCUUAUUGGUGAUGUUCGCGUUUCGUCUCGACUCAGAAGUUGACAGCAACAAACAAACAUAUACACACAUACACUCGUCUACUUAAUAAAUAUAAUAUGAUAUAAAAUAUGAACCGCCGACUAGGUGAAGGAGUGAACUCGAGAAGUUUUUUAUUUUUGAAACUCGCGCAUACGCAUACACACACUCGCGCACUGUCGAGAGUCUUUUUGCAAACCGCGACAAGAAUUGUUACACACGGGAAUUGGCAAGAGCGCGGGUCAAGCUUCUGUUUGCCGGGCCGGAUCGACGUGACAAUGGCGGCCAAGAAAUGCAUUUAUGACAGUGCACGCCAACUUAAGUGGUUCCGCGGAGUCUGGGGAAAUGAAAAUCCUGCCCCCUCCUUUCUCGCGUUGUUUUUCGCGCGGGAACGCGGAUAGUCACUUAAAACGAAAAUAUAUCCCCGGAAAUUCGCCGGGUGCGAUUCAUCGAGCACGGCGAAUGGAUGACGACGGGGAUCUCGCGAAAUUAUUUUCCAUCUCGCGAUAGGUAACGAAUCGAUCCGCGAAACAUUCCUCUCUCCGCCGCGAAGAUUAGCCGAAUGACAUGCAAAUCGCGGCUCAUAUUGCAGAAUACGUGAAAGAACGCUCGCCGCAUCUCUCCCGUCCAAGAUCACUAUCAUAACGAUGUCUGGAGUGGUUUCAAAUACUCGGAUGUCAUUCAUUUCUUAUUCCGCGCGGUCGAUUCAUCACUAGGCAGAAGCAGCCGCGACAAAUAGUACCGUAAGAACACGCGUCGCGUCUGAGAGCGUCCUUAAAUAAUUUAUCGACUCUCAUCGCGACACCGAGAGCUUCGUCGAUGCCAAUUUUGUCGCGAUAUAAGGUAAAGAUACCAAAAUGUCUGGACACUUAUCUAACUCUAGCUAUUUUUAUAUUUUUGGUCUUUAACUACGAAUAUUUUAACAUAAAAUUUAAAUACGAAUAUUUUAACAUAAUCUUUAAAUAUGAAACUUUCAACAUAGAAUAUAUGUCGCAAGGUUGAUAAAUAAUACAAAUGUGUAAAUAUUUUAGAAAUACACUAAAGACAUUUCAAACAAGUAGGACAUCUUUUAGAUGUUUCUAAAGUGUUUCUUAAACAUUUAUGCUAUAUAGAAUACAUAUAGGGUGUCCGAUAAUUCGCUACGCAGCCGCGAUGUACAGAUAGAACUCAACAUAAAAUUUCUCUACCAUUUCGUAAACUAUAUUGUAAUCAUUCACCGAUCGUCUUUGAUUAAUAACUCAAAAUUUUACGUACUUGUUUGCGCAAUGGUAAAGAUAUUUUGUGUUCAGUUUGACGAGUAUAUCCAAUAUAUGUAUAUAUACAUAUAUAUAUUCUAUGUUGAAAGUUUAAAUACUCGUAUUUAAAGACCAAAACAAUAAGGAUGUCCAGACAUUGGUACUUUUACUUUGGGUAGUUGGACGGUUCUGAUCUGCGCACAUUUUCAUCGUGAUGACUCAUCCUCGCUAUUGUGUUUAUUUUAUUCGGUAACUUUGCAGAUUCAUCGUGAAGUCGAACGCUUAAAAUUGCGAGUUAACAGCGCGGCGUGUUUCUCUUCUUUUUUUUCUUCUUUUUUCUCGAGCCAGCCGACCCCGAAUGGCUGCUUCGGGAAGUUUUACCCUAUAAAAGCGAGGUUGAUCAAACAGCAGUGUUCCUUCGUAAUCGGCCAUCAGUUCCGCGGAUUUUUAUCUGUGCCAGUGUGUAUCGCGAAGUGUCACGGACGCGGGCACAAAUGGCUCCGAACAAAACUCAUCCAAUUUUAAACCGCGAUCCUUUCGGGAUCUCCCGCUGUUCUCCACUGGCGCAUGGGAUCUCGAAAACAAAUCCCUCCAUUCGAGUGGGCCGAGAAAACGAGAAAAUCGCGCCGGACUUCAAAUCGAGGCGACCGAAUCUUCUAAGUUCCAACAUAGAUCGGGGUCGACGUAAAACAUGUUUUGACCAUCCCACACGAUAAUCGAUCUAUUUGUCGGUAUAUUUAAGGAUAUUUUAGGGUUAUUCGGAAUAUAAAUUAAAUUAUGUUACCCGUUGCCUAAAAAAAAAACAAGAAAAUUAUAUAAAAAAAUUUUUAAGUAUUUUCACAAACACCAAGAAUCGAAUUUGUAAUAGUAGCUUCAACUUAGAUUUAAGUUUAAACUGUGUUCUAAUGUGAUUCCAAUGGUAGUAAGACAUCAAAUGACGUAUUUGAUGAAUUUAAACAAAGUUUAAGGUUCUGGUUUAAGAUAGCUGAAAAAUAAUAAAUUCUUUACACUUUUUUUUUUUAAGGAAAUGAACGAAAGUAAUAACCUAGGAUUCCGACUAAUUCCAUUGUUUUAAGAAUAAAUAAAUUAUUAAAAAAGAAGUUCCGUCCAUGUUUUAUGUGCUGAGCACGAUAUCGUUGUGCAGCACAUCUAAGUGUUGGCAACAUUACAGCUCGUAUGACAAUCUGAAACAGAUCUGAAUCUGACCAUAAUCUGAGAAAAUUUAAUACUGUAUUAAAUUUGCUGGAUGAUGAAAUUAAAUCCUGUGGAAAAUUUCCAAAAUUUUUAUGUACUAAUAAAUUUCAUACAGAUUUAAAAUUUUUUGUCCCCGUUGUUUCAAAUUAUUACGCGAAUUGUUGUCCACCAGUUAAAAGUAUCUGUCCAACAAAAAAUGGAAUUUUUAUUUUUUUAAUAAAAAAUAAUUUUCUCUGCUUAAAAUAAUGAUAAGUGGUAUUGUCGAAACUCUCUAUCGAAAAUUUUACUGGAAAUCGGAAAAAAAUUCUCAAGAAAUUCCUACUUUUCAACUAUCUAAAUUAGAAUUUCCUCUUAAGUUUAAAUCUAAGUUUAAAUUACAAUUGAAAAAUCAAAUUUAUUUCCUUUCUUGCACGGGGUGAUCCGUUAAGAGAAUUAAAACUGACUUGAGGAAAUUAGCGACUAGCCGUUAGACUAAAUCCGUUCGUCAAGAUCGACUGACCGGCUUUCUAUCACACAGGAGCACCCACUCAGGCCGUUCCCGUGCGAUGCGGGAAAAGGGGGGGCGCGUUAAUAUAUCGGUUGUGCGGCGGGCGAUCGUCUAAAAGCGGUCGGACUUCUCUGGACCCGGUCGCCUUACCUUUAAACCGCUCGCGCGUCUUUCCCCGUUACUUUGUCGCGGUGUGAUGUCGUGGCCGACGGCGGUUUCUUGGAGAAGAGAGGCCGACAGUCGGGGCCGCUCGUACAGCCGUCGGCAGAAAUAAUCCCAUCGAUUCCGUCCGCCGGAAGAAGCCACGCUGGAGGAGCAGGUGGCAGCGAUCGGGUGGGACUUUUAAGAGCCGGAGGUCGUGCUGGAGAACGCGAUUAACGUCGUCGUCGUCGUCGUCGACGACGAGGAGGAGACGAAGAGGGAGAAGACAGCUCUCUCUCCGUUCGCCACUCUCGGCCGCAUCCGGCGAAAACAGACGGAGGCGAGAAGGUAACCGAAAACGGACGGAGGCGAGGAUGAGGCAAGUGGUUGUGCUGGAGCCGGCGGGCAGCGUGCUGGUGAUCAGGCAGACCUCGUUGGCCGGCGGGAACGCCAAUUCUGGCAAUCCCGGUGGCAACCCCAACGACAACCACGCCUUGGCUAAUCAUCACGCCGCCGUGUCCACCAUCGCCUCCAGCGACCACAAUCAGAACAGGAUCGUCGUGGUGCGCUCGUCCUCGUCCACCUGCAUGACCAGCUCGGCCGACAAUCACGCGUCGACCAACGGUAACGGUAACAUCAACGUUAACGCGAACAUCAACGGGAACCCCGGCGGCAUUAGCUGCAGCAGCAAGACGUCGUCGAAGGUCGGGGUUGGCGGCGUUGCUUGCAAGCUGAACGAGAGAAACGAUCACCUACGGAACGAGCACAAGAACCAGGACGGGGCCGUCAGCAACGAGACGAACGCAGCUGGAUGCCGUCCAAGGACGAGCAAGGAAGCCGCUCACGAGAACGUCGUCGUCACCGACAGGAAGCUCGAUGGCGCGGAUCCCAUCUCCGACGGCGACCCGAUCAAGCUGCCGGAAAAUCUGGAAACCCUGCCGCGGGCCGAGCACUUUCCAACUCAGAGGCACCGAUGGAACACCAACGAGGAAAUCGCCGCGAUCCUGAUCAGUUUUCAGAGGCACGCCGAAUGGCAGAGUCGGGAGGUUAAAGUGCGACCACGAAGUGGUUCGAUGUUACUGUACUCGAGAAAGAAGGUACGUUACCGGCGGGACGGUUACUGCUGGAAGAAGAGAAAAGAUGGAAAGACUACACGGGAGGAUCACAUGAAAUUGAAGGUUCAGGGAGUCGAGUGCAUCUAUGGCUGUUAUGUGCACUCGGCGAUCCUGCCGACGUUUCAUCGCCGGUGUUACUGGCUACUGCAGAACCCGGACGUUGUCCUUGUCCACUAUCUGAACGUUCCUUAUCCGGACGGCGAUGCGAAGCUGGCUGCCCUGCCGCCAUGUCUCGCAUUGCCGCCAGACAAGAAGGAGUGGACGCGGGACGAAUUGGCGUCGCAAUUAAGGCCCAUGUUCCUCGGCGGGGAUGACGACCCGAACAAUCCUCAUCUCACGCAGCAUUCGAGCCAUCCCGUCGACAUGAUAGUCUCUCAAUUGCUCGACAGGCAGAGGGCAUCCUCCACCUCCUCUACCAGCAACACUCAGCUCGCACCUAGGAGACUCACGCCCGACAAUCAGGUUCAAACCGUAGUCUCUUCGACAACGGGAGGUCAGCAACCGUCGACGACAGCCGCUCCCGCUCCCCGCGUGUACUCAAGACAUUCCCAUUCCACUCAGAGUCAACAGCCGGCUCCUCUAGUUUUAAGUUUACAACAAAUUCAAGGCGGAGGUGGUCUUCUGAUACUCAACAGUCAACCAUAUCAUCAUCAACAGCAUCAACAGCAGCAGCAGCAACAGCAGCAGCAACAGCAGCCGCAGCAGCAGCAGCAGCAACCACAGCAACAGUCGCCGCAGCAGCCGCCGCAACCGCAGCAACACCAACAGCAGCAGCAGCAGCAGCAGCAGCAACAGCAGAGUCAGCAGGUGGAUAUGCAACAGGUUGCGGAGCAACAAAUCGUGCCGCAGACAAGCGUCGACAGGGAACAGCAGACACAGCAGGAGAUCGACGCGCAGGAGAACAUGGAGAGGUCGGCCGUGCAGCCUCUGCCGAUUGGCGGUUCCGGCUCCGAGGUCACUGAUUUCGCGGAAACGCUGGAUCUCAGCCAGGAGGACAUCCAGAGGACACUCUCGGCCAAUAUGGUGCCGCCGUCGCCGUCGCCCUCGCCAGCGGACAACAGCAUGAUCAAUCCGAUGGACUUUAUCGACUCGUCGGACGACGUGCUGGUCAACCUGGACGCGUUUGACGUGUUUGGUGACCUGCCGGAGCUGCACGACUUCGAGGCCGAUCAGACGAAACACGAGGAGCGGGGUGGUCCCGAGAACGAAGUCGGAUGUCAUCCUGGUACAACCGUCCAUAUUGCAGAAUAUAGUCCCGAGUGGAGUUACACCGAAGGCGGUGUAAAAGUAUUAGUCGCCGGUCCAUGGACCGGUGGUAGCGGUUCCCAAUCGUAUUCGGUACUUUUCGACGCGGAACCAGUCGAAGCGUGCCUCGUGCAGCCGGGUGUGCUGCGUUGCCGAUGUCCUGCGCACGCACCGGGGAUAGCGUCCCUUCAAGUGGCUUGCGACGGUUUCGUCGUGUCCGAUAGCGUUGCCUUCGAAUACCGUAGAGCGCCGACGAGCGAACCCAGCCCAGAGAAGGCCCUGCUGGACCGUCUUGCGGAUGUCGAGGCGCGUCUGCAAGGGCCAGGUCCGCCGUCUCCCGCGGCUCAUCUGGAAGAGCGACUGGUUGCUUAUUGCCAGGAUGCUGUUGUCCGUCCUUGGCGAGCUGGAGCGGAACCUCUUCAAUCCGGCGGGCCUACUCUCUUGCACCUGGCAGCCGGAUUGGGAUACUCCAGGUUAGCCUGCGCACUUCUUCACUGGAGAGCGGAAAAUCCUAGUAGCGUUUUGGACGCCGAGGUCGAUGCUCUUAGGCAAGAUAGCGCCGGCCUCACGCCGCUCGCUUGGGCUUGCGCGGCGGGACACGCCGACACCGCCAGGAUUCUUUACAGAUGGAACGCGAUGGCGCUUCGCGUGAGGGACUGUCAGAACAGAACGGCGACCGAGCUGGCCGCGGAGAACGGUCACACGGCGAUCGCCGAGGAACUCAAUCAGCUCGAGGCUCGCAGACAAGAUGAGAGGCUUUUCUUGCGACCCGCCAGCCCUAGUCCUAGGAGACCCUCUCAAGACAGCGGCCUCGAUCUGGCGUUGUGUGGCUCGCCGCUGCUGGACAACAUGGAGUUGUUGCAAGAGGAUGAGUCGUCGUUAGGCCUCAGCGAACAGGGAAUGGAGAGCGCUCCGACCCCUCAGGAGACCGUAGGGGAGGAAGACGCGAGGGUGCUGACGUUGGCGGAGCAGAUUAUAGCGGCGCUACCGGAGAGGAUCAAGAGGGCGGAAGGUGAUUCUCCGUCUUCCAGCUCGCCACCGCCUCCGACGGCGCCUCUGUCACCCUUGGAAGACGCCCUAAUGGAGCAAAUGCCCCUCGACUCCGGAGAAUUGUUCGACUCGUACCGCGACUGCAGCGGGGGAGCUGCGUCGGUUUCGGACGCCGACGCCGAGGCCAGUCCCUCGAGUCCGUCGAGCAGCUGCCUGACCCCGGACUCGCCGUCCCCGCCGCCCACCACCGCCGACUUCUGCGAGUUUCUGCAGCUGCAGCUGCAGCUGGACGGCGGCAACGGCCACAGCGGCCAGUAUUACCCGGCGAACGGCUGCGGCGAGCGCAAGCUCAACGGCAUGAUCGGCACCGGGAUCUCAGGCGCGAUCACGGCGACUGGCGCGGGUAACGGCGACGGCAACGAGGCGGACCUCAGCAGGCUGACGUUGUCUGACCGUGAACAGCGAGAGCUUUAUCAUGCCGCUCGGAUGAUCCAGAAGGCGUACCGGAGCUACAAGGGUCGUCAGAGGCAGGAGGAGGCCGAGAGGCACGCCGCUGUUCUUAUACAACAGUACUACCGCCGUCACAAGCAAUACGCUUAUCACAGGCAAGCCACGAAGGCCGCUCUGGUGAUCCAGAACAACUAUCGGAACUACCGUGCGCGGCCAGGCUCGGCCGGCACCAGACAGCAGGCGGUCCAUCAGCAGGCAGCCCAUCAGGCAGCGCGGAAGAUCCAGCAAUUCAUGCGGCAGUCCAAGAUCAAACUGCAGAACGCCAAGGCCGUCGCAAGCGGGAACGGGAGGCAGCCAGCGGUCACUUCGCGGGUGGCUGCUGUCCCCCAAAGCUCGCCCUCAUCUAGCCCAGGGGCCAGCCUAGUAGCCGCCAACCCGGAGGUCACCUAGUAGUCGACUGCCAGUCCAACGGCACGCGGAGCGACGACGACGGUUCGCUAGUAAAAUAGAGGACGACAAUAGCCGCGAAGUGGUCGCGAGACGAGCAGCAGGAGAAGCGCACGGACGCGCUCCGAAACCCGGGAAGCCGUCGCUCUACCCAAAGGAGGGAGAGUAUGACCUGACCUCCGCGACACCUCGGUCAGGUCGUUGGCGACAGCAGCAGCGGCAGCAGCGGCAGCAGCAACAACUACUACGGGAAAGGGUACCAGACGUACGACACGGAUCACACGCUUCGUUCUCCGCGUCUCUGAUUUGCGUACCCGGUUGUUGACCUACCUUUUCAAGUCUCUUAUCAUAGUUUCGACCUUUUGUCCCUUACAAACACACUUUCACACACACACACACGCACACCUGCACACGACAAACCUGCACUGAGCUGACACAACUCGUAGCACAACGCGGAUUUCAUCUUCGAUCGCUCGUUUGUUCCGCUUGUACCUUAUUAGUAUUCGCGCGUUUCCGUACCCAGUUGAUGCGAGCGAUCGACGUGAGCGAACAUAGAAGAAUAAAUGGACGGAUACUAAUGCGUAUCUGUCAGAGGUAGGCUCAGGUCGACGACAACGCGCGCUCCAGGGCUACUCGGGUGGAGAUUAACGGCGAGGCGCCAAGUCGAUCGACUCGAGACACGCUUGUAGAGUACACACAUACGCGCGCACAAACACUCGAAACGUACACGUACAUACAUACAAACACAUACACGGUUUUACCCUUCCGCUUUCUACGAUACAUACACGAUGUAAGGUAACACUUGUCGCUGCGCGAAAAGCGCGGAUCCGCUUUCCCCCGGCACAUACGCUAUAAUUCUUCGGUACAUACGUACGACUCUACUUGCGACGCAGCAUCGAAGUCGACGAGUCGUUGCUCGCGAUACUUCACUCGCAUCUCCUCGUGUGCAUCGAGCUGAAUCGCACAAAACAACAAGUUGUCGCUUUCGUAGGAUAGGGUAGAUAGGUUAGGUAGAGGGUAAGUAGGGGUAGGCUCGGAUAGCUCGCGGGUAGAUUCGUCGCCCGGCGAAUUUCGCAGUUCCGUAGAAAGAUCUCUCUUAACAACCGAACUAUUUCUUCGGCACGGGGCUCUUCGUAGGUUUAGGCGUAUUUCUUCUACGGUGGCACCGGUCGACAGGUUCGAUUUUUCUCUUUUUUUUUUCUUUCCUCACUUUCGCUUUCCCUUUCCAUACAAAGAACGUCGAGACUGAUUGUGCGUUUGUGCGAAUCGUGCUCCGAAUCGUGCUCGCGAUUACAUCCAUAUCGCGAUGAGCGAAAUCGACGAAGUUCCCGACGCGUGUUUCGUUGCGAAUCCAAUCCUCGAAACAACGACAAUCAGUCGAGGCUCUCUUUGACCUAGGAAUCUCGUUGACCCGUGUCAUCGCCAUUCUACCGAUCGCAUCGAGACACAGUUUUGCCCAUUUUCCCAUGCAAGGGGAGUGUAUUCGUGUACAACAACUGUGUUUGUUCUACAUUUGUUUCUCCGACGAGUGUGGCACUUAUUGAUUACACGUACACGUACACGUACACCACGUAAUCUCACUUGCGUAGGAUACACAACCGAUAUAAGCUUUCCAUUCUUCCUUAUACGAUAACACGUUCGUCGUAUUUCGCUGCCGAGUUCGACGCAGUCGAUCCAGACUGUAGGAACGUCCACGUCGACGGAACGUUCUCGUCUCCGGGAAGAACGAAGGCUGCUUAUCUCGAGUUUACGCGCGAAUCCGAGCUUGAACGUUCACCGGACAUGUUGCGUACUUCACGUGUCCGAAGUUUCACGGAGUUAGUCAGUAGUUUCGCUGACGUCGAUUCGCGCUGAGUUUAAGGGAUGAACGCGCGAAUUCGGAGAGCGAAAUACGUGAGAUCGAAGACUCCGAGAGAGCUGGCGCUGGUUCACGUUUCGUAAUAAACAGAUCGGGAUGGGAAGGACGUGCGAGAGAAGACGAGGAUCCGAGCGCUCGGCACGAAUCGGGACGCGAGAUUAGACUUGGUAAUUCUCGAGAUUAGCUUCUGAUUUCCGAUCGGUAUUAUUGUCCACGUCCAUUUUUUAUAUUUUUUUACAAGAGGCGUGCGUUAGGGAUUAAAUUUAAGUAAUUCGCGCGAAAGCUGGACGCGCGCUCCUAUUGUUCAGCGCGGGAGGAGGAAAGAAUGAGAAAGAAUGAGAGAGAGAGAGAGGGAGGGGGAGAAAAAGUAGAGGAAAAGAAAGGCCAGAGAGCACUGACUUAUAACGCAGCGUCGUGAAUCUAUUUGUACAUACGUCUUUAAGUACGAAACGUACGGAAGUUCAUAACGUAGCGAAAACGUGCGCGGGAAUUCGUUUCGCUCCAGCAAAAACCGGAAAAGGCGAGAAAGGGACUACACAUCGAUCUUGGAGGAUCUCAGAGUAAGAGCGAGCGGAGAGAAGAGUAGAAAGAGGUGGAGGGAAGGGCGAGGAAAUGAGAGUAGCGGAAGACGGUUGCUGUGCGCGAACGAGGUAGCUAAUAGAAAAGAGAAAGAACGGUGGAGGGACGAGUAUAUAUCGAGAGCCCCCGACGGGAGGAAACAAAAGAGGGGAUAAACGACAAAAAGAAAAAAAAAAUCAGAGAGAAAUAAUAAAAGAAACAAGCCCUUCGUCCAAAGGGCGCAACUUCAUCCACGGGCUGUGCUAGUCACAGUAUAAUCAACUUCGUAGAGUUACUUCUAGAACGUAAGACUAGUCGAUUACACAUUGUUACAAAAAACUACCUACCGUUUCUCUCUCCGAUAGGGGAUUUUUUUAAAGAUUCUCUAGCGUAAAAGAAUAAAAAAAAGAAGAAGAAGAAAAAGGUAAUUUAGCGGUUAAUUAAGGGCGUAGUUGAUUGUGGACGCGCGCGAUCUCGCGCGAUGCGGCGCGCGCGCGCGCGGCGGCAAGCCGCGGUUGUCCCGCGUUCAAGUUCUGAUCGGGGGAGGACAAACGUCUAUUGUGAUAAAUUAAUGGUGAUCCAAGAAAGUAUUUCCGCGCAAUGGGACAAGGGGAAACUAAUGAGAGUGAGAGAAAGAGAGAGAGAGAGAGAGAGAGAGAGAGAGAGAGAGUGUGAGGAACUGUGAGAAAGAGGAAACACUGAGUCUCCGACCUAGGGAGGCGGAAAGACGGACAGACGGACGGACAAGUAGAUAGGUAGGUAGAUAGACAGACAAAUUCGAGCUAAUGGCGAAUUGAGAUUACGCCGUGCGAGAGCUAUCGGAGGGGUGAGGGGAUUAUACGCGGUCAUCGCGCGAUAGUGCGACGUCGAGGGUGAAUUCGUAGGUCGCAUCGCCGUAUCUCUUCAGGAGAAACGGAGAUUCAGUCUAUAUCGACCAUCUUACCUCUCCGGAGUAGUUUUCGCAGAGACAGCAGGUUGUGUAAGAGAGGGAGAGAGAGAGAGAGAGAGAGACUUGGAAGUGAGGUAUAAUAACGGAGCGCGAGGUGGUGGGAUAUUACUACAAUAUAUUGUACACACGAGUCAAUUCCAACGAGCAUUUUCAAUGCCAUUAUAAGCUUAAAGAGUUAUUAGUUAUUAAAUGAGGCAAGACGCGCGCGGGAAGGGUGAAAGGUGAAGAGAACUAAGAGGAGAGAGUGAAAGAGAGAGAAAGAAAGAGGAGAAGGAGGAGAAGGAGGAGAGUAAAACAAAUUCUUACACUCUUUUAAUCAUUGUUAAUUAAUUAAAUAAUCACGAUCCUAUCGAAUACUUAAAAUGAGUAAAUAAUAAUUAUUAUAUACACAAAACUAUUAUUAUAUUCAUAUUUUUGCUUAUUACAUACUUAAGAAUCUAAUUAAACGAGGGCUAGCGAUUAAUAAACGUAGCGAGAACGAGAGACGUGUGGGACGAUGCGACCGAGUACGACGAGUAGAGCGAGAUCUCGAAUUGUGGAGGUGAGAAAGAGAGAGAGGGUAAACUUUCAUCAAACGGUCGGGCUUGUAAAAUGCUCGCGAUCGUGCGUGGCAAUCUGGUCUCGAAUUUUACACAAAGGUAAAAGAAAAAAAAAAAGAUUUCUGACGACACACGGCGCGCGCGAGCGCGGUCUCGGCGACGGACGGGGAGGGAUACGCUGUCGCUUUUCCCGGGGUUACAGAAGGACAAAAAAGUCGGAUACAAAUAUUUUUCACCCGCAGAACGGCGGACAGAAACCGGCCGACACCGCGCAAACGCGAAAUCACGCCGUUGUUUCAUGUAAUCGCACGAUUCCACCACGUACACGCGGCAACAAGCUAGACGAGGUGUGUUUGUGCACAAAGAGGGUGAAGAGUUUGCGGGAGCGAUAGAUAGAAACUGACUGAAAGGUAGAAAGAGAGAAGGAGAGAAUGGGGGGUGGAAGGAGAAUGGGGGAGAAGUCAGAUUGCUGAAAAAAAAAAUCUUACUUAAAAAGACAUCGCUAGGGUAGGCGCUUCGAGGAUACAUAAACUUUAAAAAGUCAUUUAAUACAAAUUAUUCUCAAAAUAUAAAAGAAGUUUAAUAAGUAAAAGGAGAAAAAAGAUUUUUAAAUCUACGUAAGAAAGCCAAGAAGUCAAAGACGACUAGAUGAUAGGAGCCGCAUGGCCUAAUUGCUGCCACUUUAAUUAAUUAAAUAAUUAAUUAUAACUUUAUUAUACAAUUAUAAUCUCGAUGACACACACACACACACACCCAUACACAGAUGGCAAAUAAAAAAGAAACUCCGUUACACGUUCACACCACAUAUACAGACACCACACAUAUAUAUACACAUAUACACACACACUAUGUCAUACCACUUUUCAAACUACUCUCUAGAUGCAGAGACGAAUCAGUAGGGUAUAUAAUAGCGGACUAUUAAGCAAGAGAUAAAAUCAGAAAAAAAAAGAAAAAAAGAACAGAACUAAUUUCUCUCCUAAGUCCGGGAACGAUUGAGAAUUCGCGCUAAGAAGAAGAAAAAAAAAUAGAGAUUCAAAUAUUUCCAAUUGUCCAGUCUCCAGAAUCACACGAGACACGCGCGCGCGAGAGGAAGAUCGCGCGAGGUGUCCCGUGGUUCUCGUAGUCGCGAGCCCGCCCGGUUAUUCCGCCUCGUUGCCGUUCCGCUCCAAAAGCGUUUCGCGAAUCGUACCCCGCGUGUAGUCAAGGGGACGGUGCGAAUCGGAAAUAUCGCGAUUUGAGAGAGAGAGGAGGAAAAAAAAGAUAAAUCGCGAACGUGAAAGCCCACGCGAUCGUCGGCGCGGAACGCCUCCGUCGCGGCUCGAACGUCGUUCCGGCUCUAUAUAUCUCGCAGAAACCUUUCCGUAUAUUUUUUACAAAAUAAAGAGAAGAGGGAGAAGACGAAGGAGCGGAGGGAGAAUCAGAGGAAGCGCAAAACUUCGCCGGCACGGUCACAUCCGGAGCUUCUGUCGCGGUCCGCGCGCUUGGGGUGCACGACUCGCGGGCGCGCGAUCGCGCGGACACGCGACGCCUGGCGCGUCGCGCGCGUCACGAUGUCGAAAGGGUCGAAACGAUCGGAUCGGUGCCUAUCACGUUUGUACAGACACGGAGACGACAUACACGAAUACACACAGACACACCACAGAGAGACAGACAGAUGCAUUGAACACGAAAUCACACGAAUUCAGAGAAGCCACGAAGCCACGGGAACACAGAGGGAUACAGAAUUACAAAGACGGGGGAUACACAGGGGGUAGUUUACAUAUAAUGGACAAUUAUAUAGACCAGUUCUAUAGACACGUGGUGGAAGCUACAUAGAUGCACAUAUGCUAACAGAGUCACACAGAGGACACGAAGAUGCGAAAUGACACAAUCACGAGAAAUCACAGAGACAAGCAGUACAGGGAUCGCGGAAAUCCAAAACAAACACAUAUGCACACACAUACAAAUCCAUACGCAUACACAUAUACACACAUUGUUCCUUCGUCGCGACGAUCACUUCGUACCUGCUUGCUGCCUGCCUGGUCCGUGCUACACACGACGCUACUACUAGUCUCGCGUGGCGGCGUUCACACUCUUACCCCCCUCCCCCCUCCACAGACAUACACAUAGAACACAGACACCGCCUUUUAAUUCCGCUCGAUGAUAAUAACGUCCAAAGCAUAUCGCGCGUACUUUCGUUGUGAUAAUCGGACGCACGACGGCGGCGGCUCUUCGCGCCGUCGCCGUCGCGAAGAUCAUUUCUCCGCUUCGUGGACGCGUGUCGGUAAAUAAUAUACGCUGAUGAUUUUUGCCAUUUGUUGUUCGGUCCCGUCGCCGGUUUUUUCGCGGAUGGGAAAGAGAGCGUGAUUCUCUCGCGAAUAGAGAGAGAACGUUCAUGAUGAUGAUGAUGAUGAUAAUGAUGAUGAUGAUGAUGACGAUGAUGAUAAUGAUGAUGAUGAUGGUUUCGACGGCUAUUUCGACAUCAAUCCGCUCUCGACGUUUCCGCGUUCCAGAAUCCAGCCCGGCCCCAUGAGGAUCUCAAUCCUCCUUGCCAACGUAAUCGCCGCGGAACGGCGAGGGUGGGAUGGCAAUCCCCGAGGGGGAUCGAAAUCGGCCGCCGGGGCGGUUUUUGGAACAAGGGCUGCGUGUUAGAUGCGGCACGUACGCGCUAGAUUUUAGUGGAAACGAAUAAACGGUAAAGGCUCCAUCUCUUGUAAUAUUUUUAUUAUCGCAAGCGUAAUAUUAUAAAUAUAUAUAAAUAUAUAUAUAAAUAUAUAUAUGAUUAAAUUAUAUAUAUAUUAAAUAAAGGGAUUACGCGCGCGCCACUGUUUAUUAUUUAUUGACUAACGUUCGACUAAUAUUGUAAAUAAUAACGAAAAUAUUUUAUCUAUAUUUCCGAUCCGGGGGCGCCGGGCGGGGGCGGCGUAUUAUCUCUUGUCCGCCCUCGCGGCGGCCAACACGGUCGCCGUUUCGCCCGCCUCUCUAUUGUUACACCAUUUCAUCAUUGCAUUUAAUAAAUUAUAUAUUUAUUGA
Messenger RNA from Odontomachus brunneus, 15171 nucleotides. It is a transcript of the gene Camta, whose product is annotated as calmodulin-binding transcription activator 2. Gene Ontology annotation, molecular function: transcription coregulator activity; protein binding; double-stranded DNA binding. The transcript is spliced from 15 exons. Gene Ontology annotation, cellular component: nucleus. NCBI's taxonomy places the organism in Eukaryota, Metazoa, Arthropoda, Insecta, Hymenoptera, Formicidae. Gene Ontology annotation, biological process: regulation of transcription by RNA polymerase II. The record is from RefSeq and is a predicted model, not a curated record. The coding region runs from base 4383 to 8258 and encodes 1291 amino acids.